Molecule: messenger RNA, 2383 nt
Organism: Symphalangus syndactylus (siamang)
Lineage: Eukaryota; Metazoa; Chordata; Mammalia; Primates; Hylobatidae
Gene: PRR35
Product: proline rich 35
Source: RefSeq, a predicted model, not a curated record
CGCGGGGUUCGGGCCGGGGGCUGCUCCUUCCCUCCCGCCGCGAGCGCGGUCGGAGGUCGCAGCGCCCCCCGGAGCCCGGAGCCCAGGCGCACGCGCGCCUGCCUCUGCCGCCAACUUCGGGAGGUGCGAGCGGCGUCGGGGGGACGCGGGCGGCGGCGGAGGCUGCGGGAGUCGCGGGACCGAGGGACUCGAGGGACCGCGGACCCGGGGGGUCCGGCUCCCGGCGCCGGGCCUCAGUUUCCCCCACGGGAGCCUCAUCCCACCCCCAGAGCCCCAGCGAGUCCGCGGGGUCCGAGUCGCGGCCGGCGCGGGGCGGGGAGGGGCGGGAAGUUUGCGCCCCACGCGCGGCCUCGCAGGCUUGGCGGCUCCGCUCCCGGCCGGGCGCAGGUGGCCAUGGUGCCCAGUGCUGCCCCAUAGCAGGCUGCCAUGUCGCGGGAGGCGGGCUCAUGCCGCGUGGGCACAGGGGCGAGGGCGCGGUCUCGGAAGCCCAAGAAGCCACACUACAUCCCGAGGCCCUGGGGCAAACCCUACAACUACAAAUGCUUCCAGUGCCCCUUCACCUGCCUGGAGAAGUCGCACCUCUACAACCACAUGAAGUACAGCCUCUGCAAGGACUCCCUGUCCCUGCUGCUAGACUCCCCAGACUGGGCGUGCCGCCGUGGCUCCGCCACACCCAGGCCCCGCGCACCCACCCCAGACCGCCCCGGGGAGUCCGACCCCAGCAGGCAACCGCAGGGAGCACGGCCCGCAGGUGCUGCCCCCGCGCCUGACCUCGUGGUUGCCGAUGUCCGCUCCCUGCACCGUGGCGGAGGCCCCAAGCCCAGGGCCGAGGGGUCCCCAGGGCCACCACCUCCUGUGGCUAGGGCCACCCGGAAGGGUCCCGGCCCCAGUGGGCUCCUGCCUGAGUCGUGGAAGCCGGAGAUGGGAGGGGGCCCAAGGGGCGUGGGUGCGGGGGACAUGGCCUCAGCAGGCCCUGAGUGCAGCGUCCCCUGCUAUCCCCCGCCUGCCCCAGGGGAGUUCCCUGAGGCCCACAGCCUCCACCUGUCUCUUCUGGGCGUCAACUACCCUCUCAGCCCAGGCCUCUUCUCCUACUUGGGGCCCUCACUGGCCGCUGCAGCCCACGUGCCCUUCCUGGCCCCGGCCAGCCCCCUGCUGCCCCCGGCUGCGGCCUUCCCAGCCGUGCAGCCCCCUCAGCGCCCCACCCUGGCCCCCCGCCUGUACUACCCACUGCUUCUGGAGCACACUCUGGGGCUGCCAGCAGGCAAAGCUGCCCUUGCCAAGGCCCCUGUCUCCCCCAGGAGGCCCUCUGGGACUCUGGCUCCUGGCCUGCUGAAGGUGCCGGUUCCAGGGCUGGGGCCCUGGCCCCGAGUCACCCCUAGGGACCCAGGGCAGGAGGGGGAGCUGGAGCGGGCAGCCCAGAGUGACCCCAGGAGGAGGCUGUCCCUGGGAAGCAGGCUGGAGCUCCCAAAGGCAUCCCCCAGCCUGACGAGCUUCUGUUCCCGGAGCAGCCUGCCCACCGGCUCCUCUGCGAUGCUGUGGCCUGAGGACAGGGAGCCAGGCGGCCCUGAGACCCCCGGCCCUGAGGGCCCCCUCCCCCUGCAGCCACGGGGCCCAGUGCCAGGAAGCCCGGAGCACGUGGGUGAGGACCUGACCCGGGCCCUCGGUGACUACGCCAGGGUGGAGCAGCGCCUGGGACAGCUGGGGCCCGCGGGGGGCCUGGCCCCGAGACCCCUGCGGGAGCAGCUGGGCAAGAUCCGCCUGGAGCUGCUCACCAUUCACCAGGCACUGGAGCGGGCCGUGAGGCCGCCAGACGCACCCCUCGACCUCUCUGUGAAACGCGCGCCCGCCAAGGGGCCCCAGGCUCUUGGAGAGGCGUGGGGGCAGCCCGAGCUGGGUCCCAUGUUGACCGGGGGUACCCCCGAGCCACCCAGCAUGCUGGGCCCUGCAGCGCCCCAACCCUUCUCCGGCCACACCACCAAGUGUGAGGCCGACUCCAGCGUCCCACCCCCAGGGCUCCCCCUCCCAGCCCCAGAUGACCCUGUCAUUCCUGGCAGUGGCCGGGGCACCUGUGUUGCGACGGGGAGUUCCCAGACCCCUGAGGCUGUCUGUGGCCUGCAGAGCCCCCAGGGCGCCGAGGUCUGACCUGCACCUCCUGAGGUCCGACUGUCUCUGCCUGCAGCGUGCCGGCCCUUCUCCUGCAGCCCCUGCCCCUCACCUGCCCCAGCCCCGUGGCCAAGGCCUGGGACCUGCCCCGCCUCCGCAUGCAUGUGGAUAGACCCCCACGGGCCGUGGCCAACGCUUGUCCCUGGGGCCACAGGAGGUCACAGUUAUUUAUUGAUCACAAUUGUGGACAGGACAUUAAAACAGAAACUGUGUUCACACA